AUGUCCAACCAAGCCGACAAGUCCAUGGCCAAUCUCAAGGAGAUCACUGGCCAACUUCUCGCGAUCGUCCGCACUGCCCGACAAAUUCCCCCUGGUCCAAGUCACUUCGCUCUGGCGACCCAGGCAAGUGAAUUAGUGGCAAGGGCAGUCCGGGAUCAUGGCAACUCAAUAUGCCUUCCCGGUCUUGUCUUGUUUUGUUCACGGGAGUUCAUCCGGACUCGCAACUGUUCUCCGCAGGAGGCCCCGAACUGGCGGAGCAUCGGCCAUGACAACCCUCAACUCAUGCGGCACAGCUGGCGCAGCAAGGCCCUCACCUGGCAAGCCUUGGGCGACCACUCAUUCGAUCUUGCACACGAGGUCGAUGGUGGUGACACCAACAAUGCUCCCGGUCCCUCAACAAGCGUGGAUGGUGAUGCUUUGGAGAAGGGGAAAGGGAAGGAAGCGGCCUUUUUCCUGAAUGUCGAAGCCGGUCCCAAAGUUGGCGAUGAAGAUGCCGAAGAGGGGAAAGUUGGGGCAGGAAUGGAAAUUGAGGGAAUCGGUGGAUUCAUCGGACGAGGAGGAGGAAGAGGACGGGUCCUUGAAGCCCCGCUCAGACACACCAUCGGUGAUUGUCACUCAGCGGGUUUCCCCCGCCCAACCAUCAAGGCCCUCUGGGCCUCCCUGAUCCCUGGGCUCUCUGAAGAAGGCCCCCUUCGGCCCUGGAACGGUAAGCUAGACUGCUUACCUCGGGUCCCCAAAUCUAACAUUCAGCAGACACCUCCGCUCAUGCGCCCUGACAUCCCCGAGUCAUCUCAAGCGACUUCCGAGAGCCCGAGGGAUGUGGCCCCAGUUGUGGACGCUGGGGCCAUUCUCAUUCUGGGACCGUCAGCAGUGUGGACCCGAAGCCAAUCCCAGGGGCCGUCGGUAGCUCCAAGUGAGCCUCAGGGCAUCCCACCCAAGCCACGGUCCCGGGGCCGAAGCAAGCCCUCGGGCUCGGCGACAAUGCCCAUCCCCCCUGCAGCUGUCAUUGCAUCAUUGAGUUCAGCUGCCCCCCAUGCAUCCCAGGACCUCCCGAUCCCAGACCUCCACUGGAUGUCGAUCACAAUUCAUGAGAGCGCGAAUUGCAUCACAGCUCUGGAGGCUCGUGCCUCUGAACAGGAGAGCACAAUCGAUACACUCCGAAGGCUGCAUGAGAGCCUUCGAUGUCAGAUCAUGCAGCAACAUCUGUCAUUCCCCCUCCUGCAUUCUCCUCCCGCUGCAACUUCAUCUCUACUCCUUGAUCAAGCCGCUCCUGGGUCGCAGUCCCAUGUGCACUUGGCACCCUUGCCGCUCAUCGACUUCAGCACCAACUCGACAGGUGAGGAAUCCUCCACCAUUGUUGCCCUGGUAAUGGAGCCAACAAUCCCACCCUCUCAGACUGAAGCGGUGUUGGACCCUGCUCCUGCCAUUGCAUCGACAGUUCCUGUCGAUGCAGUUCACAGCCUGGCCGAUGAUGGCGCCUCCACCUUCGCAUUGGCCUUCGCACUUCCGGGCCCCCCGGAAAUGCACCCCAGCCCUUUGGAGACUCCCGCAGACGGCCCCCUGGAAAUGCACCCCAGCCCUUUGGAGACUCCUGAGGAUGGCCCAGGCGUCGCUGAGAUUGUUGAGUGUGGGUCGCCCCUCAACCUCCUUCCGGAAUAUGAUUCCAGUGAUGAGCAGGACGCCACGAUGCAAAUAGUACUCAACAAUCAGUACCGCAUACCCAACAUUAUGCAAACCUCUGAGCCCCGCGCAUGUAACAAAGAGUCCCAAGGACCGAGUCCCGAGCAUCUCGGUGCUCGGUACUCGGUCUUUGCCUUUCCGCUUUCAAUCCUCGGCUCUCCAAGUCCCAAGCAUCUUGGUGCUUGUUGGUUCAGCUCUCGGUACUUGAUACUGGGUGACCGGUUCACAAUCCCCAACCCUUUGUACCAGUACUCAGUUCUCGGUACUCAGUACCUGGUUCGGCCCUUGGUACAUGUACUCGUACUCGACCCUCGCUACUUGAUCCUCGCUGCCCGGUUCAAUAUCCCCGAUCCUCAGCACUCAGUUGUCAGCCCUCAGUCCUCAAUCCUCGGUACUCGAUACUCGGUGCCUGGGUCACCAUCCCCAGCCCUCGAACUCCACACCCAGGUCGCGAUUCGCCAUCCUCGAUCCUCAGUGCUCGGUUCUCAGCUCUUGGUACUCAACCCUCGGGACUUGAUCCUCACUCCGCGGUUUGCCAUCUCCAAUCCUCAGUACUUAGUAUUCAGUACACGGUACUCCAUUGGCCAUACUCGGUACUUGCGGUUUGCCACCCUUGAUCCUCGGUAUUCGGUCCUUCAGUACUUGAUCCUCACUGCCCGGUUCGCCAUCCCCGAUCCUCGGUACUCAGGACUCGGUACUUGGUGCUCCGUUUGCCAUACUCAAUACUCAUUUAUAUGA
Messenger RNA from Suillus paluster, 2418 nucleotides. RefSeq lists its product as uncharacterized. Bases 1 to 2418 code for a protein of 805 amino acids. The record is from RefSeq and is a predicted model, not a curated record. The transcript is spliced from 10 exons. NCBI's taxonomy places the organism in Eukaryota, Fungi, Basidiomycota, Agaricomycetes, Boletales, Suillaceae.